Messenger RNA from Dissoconium aciculare CBS 342.82, 750 nucleotides. RefSeq lists its product as uncharacterized. Gene Ontology annotation, cellular component: U1 snRNP. NCBI's taxonomy places the organism in Eukaryota, Fungi, Ascomycota, Dothideomycetes, Mycosphaerellales, Dissoconiaceae. The transcript is spliced from 3 exons. Bases 1 to 750 code for a protein of 249 amino acids. Gene Ontology annotation, biological process: mRNA splicing, via spliceosome. The record is from RefSeq and is a predicted model, not a curated record. Gene Ontology annotation, molecular function: U1 snRNA binding.
AUGGCCGAAGAAAUUCCUCCAAGCGCAACGUUCGUCCGCAAUCUCGACGAGCGCAUCAAAAUCCCUGCCCUGACCGAAGCGCUACGCGACAUCUUCGGCGAAUUCGGCGAAAUCGUUGACAUUGUCGCCAAGAAGAACCUCAAAGCCAAAGGCCAAGCCUUUGUCGUCUUCGACUCGGUCGACGCCGCCCAGGAUGCCAUCGAUGCGCUGCAAGGCUUCGACCUCUUCGAGAAACCCAUGACUCUAGCCUUCGCCAAAUCCCGCUCCGACAAGACCGUUGAAAGAGAAGAUGGAGAAGCCGGCUACGAGGCGCACAAGAAGGCAAGAUUGGCCGAGAAGGAACGCAAACAAGCCGCCGAGACCGCCGCCCAAGAGGCUGCCGCGGCCGCUGCAGCCGCCGCCAAACCCAACAAACGUGCCGCCCAAGAAGUCCUCGCCGACCGACCCGCCAAGUCGUCCACCAAAUCAGGCGUCAACAGUGCCGCCGUCGUGCCAGAGGAAUAUCUCCCGCCGAACAAAAUCAUCAUCAUCCGCGACUUCCCCGAUGACUUCGGCAAGGACGAGCUCACGGCUGCGUUUAGCCGCUUCCCGGGAUUCAAGGAGGUGCGUCUUGUGCCGGGACGUAAGGGAAUUGCGUUCGCGGAGUAUCUGGAUGAGAGCGGAGCGACGGCCGCGAGAGAGGGUGUCAACGGGCAGAGUUUGGGCGGAGAAGGCGGGAAGGGAGUCAAGGUUACGUACCAGAGGAAGUAG